Scomber japonicus (chub mackerel) is the source of this 1094-nucleotide messenger RNA. It is a transcript of the gene selenol, whose product is annotated as selenoprotein L. The transcript is spliced from 9 exons. The record is from RefSeq and is a predicted model, not a curated record. NCBI's taxonomy places the organism in Eukaryota, Metazoa, Chordata, Actinopteri, Scombriformes, Scombridae.
GAAGCAGACUGAGAUCAUGGCUGAAGAUGUGUCAGUGGAGACUUUAACUGAUGCUUUGACUCUUUUGGUGAAUUUGGGGAAAGUUCUUCUGCAGAAAGCUCAGGAAGAAGCUGCAGCCUCCCUGGAGGAUUUCGUCCCGUAUAAGAUCACCACGUUGUUGGGUCUGAUCACGGCCGGAGCGAACUUCUACAAGAGCCUGGGAGUGAAGAAGAAGAGUGAAGCUGAGGCCGUGUGGCAGAAGUCUUAUCAUGAGGCAGCGGUGAGAGAGCAAGUGGACGAGCUGCUGCAGCUGGAGACUGAGUGGGACUCCUUCCUGCAGAGCGUGGACUCUGGUCUGCAGACUUCAGAUGUUCAGCUUUCAGGACUGAAGACGGCCGACAGUCUGAGCAGCGAGACGGAGCUGACCGACGCACGCAGCGGAGACGGUGUGACUCUGGGCCGGUACCUCGGUCAGGGACAGAAGCUGCUGCUCGUCCUCAUCAGACAUUUCGGAUGACUGCCGUGACGAGACCACGUGACCGAGCUGGCGGCCAAUCAGGCUCUGCUGGAGGCUCGGUCGGUGAGGGUCUUGGUGGUUUCCUUCGGCGGCGUGGCAGGGGCUCGGCUGUGGCUGGAGCAGACCGGCUGUUCCUUCGACAUGCUGCUGGAUCCUCACAGAAAGGUCUACAGGAGCUUCGGUCUCGGCUCGUCUUACUCGAAGGUGAUGAAGUUCAACAUCCUGCUGAAGUACUCAGAGUACGGAGCUGUGGACAGAGACUUCCCCGACGUUCCCUCUCACCUGCUGGAAGACAUCUACCAGAUGGGAGGAGACUUCCUGCUGGACGACGCAGGGAGAGUCGUCUUCUCUCACCCGUGUAGGAACCCUCUGGACCGGCCGGCGGUGGCGGACAUCCUGCAGGCGUAGUCAGGGGUCAGAGGUCAGAUCGGCCUCUUUCUAACAGCGCUGACACCACAGAGGCAGAGCGGCUCUUCGACGCACGUUAAUGACGUCACGUCUCACACUCAUGACAUCAUGAAGAGGCGCGACCGAUGCACAGCUGUGUGGAGGAGACGGCCGCUCGUCUUCGUCGUGUCUGCGAUGUGACGGCAGCAUU